This is a messenger RNA of Uloborus diversus, 1359 nucleotides long. Its product is annotated as sodium-dependent glucose transporter 1-like. Lineage: Eukaryota; Metazoa; Arthropoda; Arachnida; Araneae; Uloboridae. The transcript is spliced from 4 exons. The coding region runs from base 1 to 1359 and encodes 452 amino acids. Gene Ontology annotation, biological process: transmembrane transport. The record is from RefSeq and is a predicted model, not a curated record.
AUGGUAAAUUUAACGCCAAAAACUUUGAAGAUUAUAAAGACUUGUAACUUGUAUCUUGGCUGCGUUGUAUUCGGAAUGUGCUUUGCUAUUCCUGGUCCAACGUUACUGGAUUUGCAACACAUCAUAAAGACGGACACGGAACAUAUAGCAUUUGUUUACACAGCAAGAUCGAUUGGAUAUUUGAUUGGUUCUUUCGUUGGUGGGAUGAUUUUCGAUUUCAUAAAAUGGAAACAGCUCAUCUUGAUCAUCUGUGCAUCACUCAAAUGUCUCAGUAUAUUGGGAGUUCCAUGGAGCCGAAGUUUCGAAGUUCUCACUACUUUUAUGGCGGUGAACGGAGCUGCUAUGGGAGCUUUUGACACUUGUUGUAAUGUCUACUUACUCAAUUUGUGGGGCAAAGACAGUGCUCCAUACUACCAAGCACUGCACUUUACUUUCGGAGUUGGAGGACUCAUAUCUCCUCUUAUUGCUGCACCUUUUCUGGGAAGUUACAACGAAUUACAGAGUGAAAGCUUUAAUUACGACAACGUCACAUUUUCUGCCAUGAACUUAACAGAUGAACUUAACAGCGGAGGAUUAUUUGCAAAUAUUCCAAAAAUCACGUAUGCUUAUUCCAUCGUGGGAGCUACUGAAUUUCUUGUUGUUCUGAUCUAUGUGUCAACUUUUGUGAUAUCGCCUACAGAUGAAUACAGCGAAAAGGAGGAAGCUAAGAGUAGCAUAAAGCAAAAUCCGUUCUUUUUUGCUGUCGUUAUCGGCCUGGUUUUUGCACUGUUAUUUAUUCAAACUGGUGCAGAGAUCGGUUACGCACAGAUGAUAACACCAUAUGCCGUGAAAGGAAAGUUGAAAUUGCCAAUAACAACUGGAUCUUACAUGACUUCGGCAUUUUGGGCUGCAUUUACCAUUUCCAGAUUUUCUUCCGUCUUUAUGGCAAUGAAAUUCACCAAUUUAACCUUAAUAGUGUACGAUCUUAUCGUCACAUCUGUUGCUGCUGUGUUCUUAACAGCACUUUCAAGCCACGUGUGGGCAUUAUGGCUGUCCUCGGUACUGUUCGGAAUUGGAAUAGCUUCGUUUUUUCCCGCCACAGUUGCGUGGUUUGGCACACACAUCAACGUCACGAACAAAAUAGCUGGGGUUUUUGUGUGCAGUGCUGCAUUUGGUGAACUUGCGAUGCCUUUUGCCAUAAGCUACAAUAUUGAGACUACGCCUGAAGUUUUUAUAUACAUGAUUCCAGCAAGCUGUGCAUGUUCUACACUCAUAGUGCUCGCGGUUUAUUUAAUUUUAAGAAACAGUCCAUCUAAUCCAGAAGUUGAAAAGCAGCCUUCCUCUGAUGUUGGAAUUUCUACCAUCAGAGUUUCUGAGUAA